AUCAUUUACAAGCAUUCGGAUUUCACCGCGAAUAGGAGCAACAUGCGGCGUAUAAUCCAACACUUGGCCGUCGUCGUGGCCUUAGCCGCAGCGUAUGUAGCAGCGCAAGCGAACGCUCAAGGCGACGCCUUCGCCCUUGCCGACGAAGAUCAUGACGGUGUCUUGCAGCGCCGUGAGUUUGUGAAGUGGUCCAACAAAAUCCGGGACGCGAUCAACCCGCUGCUGGCGGCGGACGACAGCGCUGCGGUCCCUCUGUUCGUCACGAACGAGCGUGUCAAGUCCGAUCCUACCGAAGACACGAACUCUGGAGCGAAGCGAGCGAAGAGCACAGUGAGCAAGUUCUGGUCUGGUUUUAUCAGCGGCAUCGUGACGAUUUGGGCGACGGAAGUCGGGGACAAGACGUUCUUCAUCGCUGCCAUCUUGUCCAUGAAACACGACCGCAUCGUGGUGUUCGCGGGUGCCAUCGGAGCGCUUAUCGUCAUGACUGUGCUCUCUGUGGUGCUGGGCGGCGUCGCUGCCAUCUUGCUUCCUCCGUGGCUGACUCACUAUGCCGGCGCGUGUCUGUUUGUCGUAUUUGGCUUGAAAAUGCUGUACGACUCGAGGGAAAUGAACGCCAACGGUCCAUCUGACGAGCUCAACGAAGUCGAAGAAGAGCUGGAAGGGAAAAAGACUGCCGAGGAUGCUGCUGGAAAUGCCGAAAAUGGCGAGGCGACCCCAACGAGCCCGACGCCCCCCCCCGGCGCGUUCCAAGUGUUUUCCCAAGGCUUCUUGCUCACGUUUCUCGCAGAGUGGGGUGACCGCUCCCAGGUUAAAUAUUUAUAUAUACACAUAUAUCAUUAACGAAUGUUUGAGCAGAUUGCCACGAUUACAUUGUCUGCAUCGAACGACGCCUUUGGUGUGACAUUGGGCGCCAUCCUUGGACAUUCCAUGUGCACGGGGCUGGCCGUGGUCGGGGGCAAGUUCCUCGCGUCGCGGAUUUCGGAGAAGACGGUCACUAUUGUUGGGGGCGCCUUAUUUUUAAUGUUCGCCCUCCACGCGCUGGCGUUCCCGCCGCAGGAAUAACAAGCGCAAGCUGGUAUUUCCAGUGAAGGUAGUACUGAGUAGUGUCCAUAUGACGAGGCCAUCAGCCAGGACGACUGUCGUUCGAUAUAAUACUGUAAUCGAAUCCAACAUAUUCCGCGUUUGC
This is a messenger RNA of Aphanomyces astaci, 1186 nucleotides long. RefSeq lists its product as hypothetical. Gene Ontology annotation, molecular function: manganese ion transmembrane transporter activity; calcium ion transmembrane transporter activity. The record is from RefSeq and is a predicted model, not a curated record. Gene Ontology annotation, cellular component: Golgi apparatus. Gene Ontology annotation, biological process: calcium ion transmembrane transport; manganese ion transmembrane transport; Golgi calcium ion homeostasis. NCBI's taxonomy places the organism in Eukaryota, Oomycota, Saprolegniomycetes, Saprolegniales, Verrucalvaceae. Bases 43 to 840 code for a protein of 265 amino acids. The transcript has 5 exons.